Messenger RNA from Syzygium oleosum, 1237 nucleotides. Its product is annotated as 2-hydroxyisoflavanone dehydratase-like. Gene Ontology annotation, molecular function: hydrolase activity. The record is from RefSeq and is a predicted model, not a curated record. The coding region runs from base 105 to 1184 and encodes 359 amino acids. Lineage: Eukaryota; Viridiplantae; Streptophyta; Magnoliopsida; Myrtales; Myrtaceae. The transcript has a single exon.
CAUACCCGCCCACCGCCCAGUCAUUUGCUCAUUGGACUGAUCCCUCAACAGUCGCAGAAAAAAACCAGACCAAAGCUCGAUCCUGCUUCACUGCUUCCACAGCAAUGGCGUCCCUCUCUCGCCCCUUCUCUCUCCUCCGCCUCCUCAGACAGUACCGCGUCUCGUCCCCAUCCCACCAAAACCCAACAUAUCCGAACCCUUCCCGCUUCAAUUCCCUCUCGAAUUCCAUCUCUACUAAUCCCCCUCGAAAAAUCUGCUGCAACAACAUUGGCAGCAGCACCACCACCAACACCAGCGAAGUAGCCCACGAGUUCCGAUUCUUCCGAGUCUACAGAGACGGCCGGGUGGAGAAAUUCCGCCAGACCCGCAAGAUCCCUCCCUCCGACGACCCCGUCACCGGGGUCCGGUCCAAGGACGUCGUCAUCUCGCCCCAACCCCCCGUGUCCGCCCGCGUUUUCCUCCCCGAGAUCCGAGACCCCAAGUCCAAGCUCCCCGUGCUGCUCUACGUCCACGGCGGCGGGUUCUCCUUCGAAUCCGCCUUCACUCCCGACAUCCAUAAUUACGUUAGCUCAAUCGCCGCCAAGGCCGAAGCGGUCGCCGUCUCGGUCGAGUACCGGCUGGCCCCGGAGCACCCGAUCCCGGCUUGCUACGACGAUUCUUGGGCCGCGCUCCGGUGGGUCGCGGCCCACGCGGGCGGGGCCGGGCCCGACGCGUGGCUCAACCGCCACGCCGAUCUGGGCCGCCUCUUCGUCGCCGGGGACAGCGCCGGAGGGAACAUCGCGCACGACCUGGCGGUCCGGGUCGGGCCGGGCGGGUUGCCCGGGGUCAGGCUCGCGGGGAUGGUGCUGGUGCACCCGUAUUUCGGGGGGACCGAGGACGACGCGAUGUGGCUGUACAUGUGCCCGGAGAACGGCGGGCUGGAGGACCGGAGGCUGAGGCCGGCGGCGGAGGAUCUGGGCCGGGUCGGGUGCGAGAGGGCGCUGGUCUUCGUGGCGGAGAAGGAUCACCUGAGAUGGGUUGGGGCGAGGUACGCGGAGGAGUUGCGGAGGAGCGAGUGGGGAGGGACGAGCGUCGAGCUGGUGGAGAACUUUGGCGAAGAGCAUUGCUUCCACAUAAGCGAUCUCAGGUACGAGAAAGCUGCUGAGCUGGUGGACAGAUUUGCAUCCUUCAUCAAGGAAACUUGAUUAAUUCAUUUUUCAUUCGAAUAAUUGCUAAUUAAUCAAAUUGGUUAGUGCAA